CGCGGCGCUCGCCUCUGAUUGGCUGAGGGCAAAGGGGAGCGCUGGGCGGGGCCCGGCACCCUCCUCUGCUCGCUGAUUGGCUGAGGCCCCUGUCAGUACGGCGGGACGAGCUGUGGGCGGGCUCGGCGCUGAUUGGCCGGAGAGGAACUUCCGCCGGAAGCUGCUCGUGAGGGGACCGGGAGCGGAGCCGGUACCGGGACCAGGAUCGGGAAUCGCCACCGAGACCGGACGGCCGCAGCCAUGAACAUCCGGAACGCACGGCCCGAGGACCUGAUGAACAUGCAGCACUGCAACCUGCUCUGCCUGCCCGAGAACUACCAGAUGAAAUAUUACUUCUACCACGGCCUCUCCUGGCCUCAGCUCUCCUACAUCGCCGAGGACGAGAACGGGAAGAUCGUGGGAUACGUCCUGGCCAAGAUGGAGGAAGAUCCCGAUGACGUCCCACACGGACACAUCACAUCCCUGGCAGUGAAACGCUCGCACCGGCGCCUGGGGCUGGCGCAGAAGCUCAUGGACCAGGCGUCGCGGGCCAUGAUCGAGAACUUCAACGCCAAAUACGUGUCCCUGCACGUGCGCAAGAGCAACCGUGCGGCGCUGCACCUCUAUUCCAACACCCUCAACUUCCAGAUCAGCGAGGUGGAGCCCAAAUACUACGCGGACGGGGAGGACGCCUACGCCAUGAAACGGGACCUCACCCAAAUGGCAGACGAGCUGAGGAAGCAGGUGGAGCAGAAGGAGCGGGGUCGGCCCCUGGCCCCCGCCGAGCCCCCCAGAAGUGGGGAUGGGGUCUGCGGCUCUGGGGGACCCCCCUCGCACCCCCCCACGGGACACCACCCCCACGAGGACGGAGGGGGAGACAGCAAAGACGUCAGCGAGGUCAGCGAGACCACCGAGAGCACCGACGUCAAGGACAGCUCCGAGGCCUCCGACUCGGCCUCAUAGGGACCCCCGGGACCCCCCCCUCAAAAUCCCUGGGACACCCUCCCCCCGGGGGGCUCUCCAGAAUGCUGGGAGCCCCCUGGGACCCCCUUGGUGCUUUUGGGGGGCAGUAAAGCCCCUCGGUCUCCA
This is a messenger RNA of Hirundo rustica (Barn swallow), 1068 nucleotides long. It is a transcript of the gene NAA10, whose product is annotated as N-alpha-acetyltransferase 10, NatA catalytic subunit. Gene Ontology annotation, molecular function: protein N-terminal-serine acetyltransferase activity; protein-N-terminal-glutamate acetyltransferase activity. The transcript is spliced from 8 exons. The coding region runs from base 241 to 942 and encodes 233 amino acids. Gene Ontology annotation, cellular component: NatA complex. Lineage: Eukaryota; Metazoa; Chordata; Aves; Passeriformes; Hirundinidae. Gene Ontology annotation, biological process: N-terminal peptidyl-glutamic acid acetylation. The record is from RefSeq and is a predicted model, not a curated record.